Molecule: messenger RNA, 759 nt
Organism: Penicillium digitatum Pd1
Lineage: Eukaryota; Fungi; Ascomycota; Eurotiomycetes; Eurotiales; Aspergillaceae
Gene: xgeA
Product: putative endoglucanase
Biological process (GO): polysaccharide catabolic process
Molecular function (GO): cellulase activity
Source: RefSeq, a predicted model, not a curated record
AUGAAGUCCUUCGCCCCUUUGUCUCUUGUCUCCCUGGCUCUGUCCGCCAUGGCUGAUGCCUCCACGAUCCCGGCUAACGGUGCCCUCAACGCUCGCGGUGUCCAAACCUGCGACCAGUGGGGCACAACCACCACCGACAAGUUCAUCCUCUACAACAACCUCUGGAACAAGGGCAAGGACCCCAACGGCUGGCAAUGCACCACGCUCGACUGGAGCAACGGAAACGCCCUCGCGUGGCGCACCUCGUACUCGUGGGGCGGCAACUACAAGAACGAAGUGAAGAGCUACGCCAGUGCCUCGCUGAAGUUCACCCCUCAGGUUCUGAGCACUGUUAAGAGCAUCAAGUCCGACUGGUCAUGGAGCUACUCUCACAACAACAUCGUCGCCGAUGUCUCGUACGACAUGUUCCUUACUCCCACUCCUGGCGGAAACGAGGAGUUCGAGAUCAUGGUGUGGCUUGCUGCCAUCGGAGGUGCCGGCCCGAUCUCCAGCACCGGAAGGCCCAUUGCUACCGUCUCUCUCAACGGUGCCGAGUGGGAUGUCUGGGUCGGUCCUAACGGUCAGAUGACUGUGUACAGCUUCGUCGCCAAGUCGACCAUCAACAAGUUCGGUGGUGACCUGUUGGACUUCUUCAAGUACCUUAUUGAGCACCAAGGUCUGCCCAGCAACAAGUACUUGAAGUCCGUUCAGGCUGGCUCUGAACCCUUCAUCGGUGCCGCCGACUUGACUGUUUCCAACUACUGGAUUGAGCUUCUCUAA